Messenger RNA from Silurus meridionalis, 1387 nucleotides. Its product is annotated as organic solute transporter subunit alpha-like. The record is from RefSeq and is a predicted model, not a curated record. Gene Ontology annotation, biological process: transport. The coding region runs from base 265 to 1257 and encodes 330 amino acids. Gene Ontology annotation, molecular function: transporter activity. The transcript is spliced from 8 exons. NCBI's taxonomy places the organism in Eukaryota, Metazoa, Chordata, Actinopteri, Siluriformes, Siluridae.
UUUCAUUCAGGGCAAUCCUGGUCGCUCUCCAUCACCUACAUAUGUGGAUCUUGUGAUUUAUUGACUGACAGUGACAGCGGAAGGGAGGAGCCUGUGGAGAUUUUAUUUGGUCAGCUAUCACUGGAGUCCACAGCAGUUUUUCCUCUAAAUGCAUCGAGUUUAUUUUUAGUUACAACCGAUUCCAGCUUGAAUUUGGGUUAAACCAUUACAGGGAGGGAGCUGGGUUUUUUUUUUCUCAGUGUUGUAUGAAUUUCAGUAUUUGUAAUGGAUGGUUUAAAUGGAACUAUCGAUCCCAGAUGUUUAGCCGAGCCACCAAUGGCUUUGGAUGUUAUUAACCAGCUGGAUGUGUUUGGGAUUGCACUAUACUCCAUCCUGACUUUCAUGGCCAGCAUGUCAUUAUUGAUAUAUUUGGAAGAGUGUUUGUACGUCUACAAAAACAUCUCAUACCCAAAGAAAACCACUAUCAUAUGGGUCAGCGGUGCUGCACCGACAAUUGCUGUUAUGUCGUGUCUUGGAAUGUGGAUCCCAAGAAGCACCAUGAUCACAGAUAUGACCUCUAACUCAUAUUUCGCAAUUGUGAUCUACAAGGUGCUGAUCCUCCUGCUGGAAGAGUGCGGCGGUGAAAAGGCCUUUCUGAAGUACUCGGAGAAUGAGACGUUCAAGAUCAGCACGGGACCGUGUUGCUGUUGCUGCCCCUGCCUCCCUCGAGCGUCCAUCACACGGCGCACACUGUUCCUGAUGAAGCUGGGAUCGUUGCAGUACGCCAUAAUGAAGACAGUCCUCUCUGUAUUCAGUAUCGUUUUAUGGACAAAUGGAAUCUUCGAUGUUACUAAUCUGGACAUAACAGGAGCUACUAUCUGGAUAAACCCAUUCAUAGGAAUCCUGACUAUUAUUUCCUUGUGGCCAGUAGGCAUCAUGUUUAUGCACAUACGAAGAACACUAAGCAGCAUCAAGAUCAUUCCCAAAUAUGCCAUGUAUCAGCUGGUUUUGGUCCUGAGUCAGUUACAGGCAGCUAUUAUUAAUAUCCUGUCUCUUAAUGGGACAAUUGCCUGUUCGCCGCCCUUCUCGUCCACAGCGCGAGGAUCCAUGCUCAGUCAGCAGUUAAUGAUUGUGGAGAUGUUUAUCAUUACGCUGGUGAACUGGACGCUGUAUAGACGUCCGUAUGAUCCUGUCAAGCUGGAGCAUUAUGAGGGUGAAAAUAACCUGGAUGCUAAGGCCAGCUUGAAACGAUGCUUGGAUGAGGAACAUGAGGCCUGAUGAGGAAGAAUAUAUAAAAUAUAUAUUACAAUUCUGUAUCUUUUGUAUUUGUGUUUUUGUAUUUCAAUAUUUCAUGUAUGAUGUGCAGUAUAAAGUAUUAUAAAUAUAAUAAAAAAAACACUAUACACUG